AUGGGCCAGAACCUGAUCCUCAACGCUGCUGAUCACGGUUUCACCGUCUGCGCCUACAACCGUACUACCUCCAAGGUCGACCGCUUCCUUGAGAAUGAGGCCAAGGGCAAGUCAAUCGUCGGUGCCCACUCCGUCGAGGAGUUCUGCAAGAAGCUCAAGCGCCCCCGCCGUGUCAUGCUCCUUGUCAUGGCCGGAAAGCCCGUCGACGACUUCAUCGAGUCCCUUCUGCCCCACCUCGAGGAGGGUGAUAUCAUCAUCGACGGUGGUAACUCCCACUUCCCCGACAGCAACCGCCGCACCAGGUACCUGAAGGAGAAGGGCAUCAGCUUCGUCGGCAGUGGUGUCUCUGGUGGUGAGGAGGGUGCCCGCUACGGUCCCUCUCUCAUGCCCGGUGGGAACGAAGCCGCCUGGCCCCACAUCAAGGAUAUCUUCCAAAGCAUCGCCGCCAAGAGCGACGGUGAGGCUUGCUGCGACUGGGUCGGUGAUGAGGGUGCUGGUCACUACGUCAAGAUGGUCCACAACGGUAUCGAGUACGGUGACAUGCAGCUGAUCUGUGAGGCUUAUGACAUCCUGAAGAACGGUCUUCAGCUUCCCGCCAAGGAAAUCGCCGACAUUUUCGCCAAGUGGAACAAGGGUGUCCUGGACUCUUUCCUUAUCGAGAUCACCCGUGAUAUCCUGUACUUCAACGACGAGGAUGGCACCCCCAUGGUUGACAAGAUUCUUGACCAGGCUGGUCAGAAGGGUACCGGCAAGUGGACUGCCAUCAACGCUCUUGACUUGGGCAUGCCCGUCACUCUGAUCGGCGAGUCUGUCUUUGCUCGUUGCCUUUCUGCCCUCAAGGGCGAGCGUGUGCGCGCCAGCAGCCUCCUCAAGGGCCCCGAGACCAAGUUCGAGGGCAACAAGGAGCAGUUCAUUGACGACCUUGAGCAGGCUCUGUAUGCCUCCAAGAUCAUCUCCUACGCUCAGGGCUUCAUGCUCAUCCAGAACGCCGCCAAGGAGUACGGCUGGAAGCUCAACAAGCCUGCCAUUGCCCUCAUGUGGCGUGGUGGCUGCAUUAUCCGCUCCGUCUUCCUGAAGGACAUCACCAACGCUUACCGCCAGAACCCUGACCUCGAGAACCUCCUCUUCAACGACUUCUUCAACAACGCCAUCCAGAAGGCCCAGAAGGGCUGGAGAAACGUUGUCUCCCAGGGUGCCUUCCUCGGUAUCCCCACCCCCGCCUUCAGCACUGCUCUGUCCUUCUACGACGGUUACCGCACAGCCAACCUCCCGGCCAACCUGCUGCAGGCUCAGCGUGACUACUUCGGUGCUCACACCUUCCGCAUCAAGCCUGAGUUCGCCAACGAGACACACCCCGAGGGCAAGGACAUCCACGUCAACUGGACUGGCCGCGGUGGCAACGUGUCUGCCUCGACCUACAUUGCUUAA
Molecule: messenger RNA, 1428 nt
Organism: Aspergillus calidoustus
Lineage: Eukaryota; Fungi; Ascomycota; Eurotiomycetes; Eurotiales; Aspergillaceae
Source: the annotation of a GenBank genome assembly